CCGCCUCCUUUCUCGGUGCAGAUCGCACUUGCAGCCGUUCAUGAAUCGACUCAGCCGCGGAGGCAGCGUUUCCACGCAUCAAAGUUUGUUUCUUUCCUCCGAAGUGGACAGAACGAUCACCGGAUUCUCAAAUGAUUAAAUCCGAAGCCAUUUACUGAGACUAACCGUGAAAACGGCAGGAUAGAAGAUAAAUACCUGCGUGUUCAGAGCUUUGCAAAAUGAAACUUUGGUGUUGGGUGUUAGCUGUUGUCUUGUAUGCAGAAUCUGCAGGCGCGGGGACAGAGCUCUCGGAGCCAUGUGCUGGAAGAGACUGCAGGGGACCGUGUCCAUGUUUACCCUUAAAGGGUGGCAGGGGGAAGCCAGGGUCACUAGGUCCACCAGGGAUCAUGGGUCCUGAGGGAUUCGUCGGUGGACCGGGGCCUAUUGGGCCAAAGGGUGAAGCGGGUCAUGUGGGACGCAGAGGACCCUCUGGACUAAAGGGGGACAAGGGCCCAAUGGGUGUUCCUGGGUUCAGUGGUAAUGAUGGCAUUCCUGGACACCCUGGUCAACAGGGGUCCAGCGGACCUCCAGGACUUGACGGGUGUAAUGGCACACAAGGUGACCCAGGUGAUGGAGGACGUAGGGGAUUUACCGGUAGAUCUGGACCCUCGGGAUUGCGUGGUGUAAAAGGACAAAAAGGAGAACCAAAUUAUGUAAACAUUCCUAAACCAUCCCCAGUGAAAGGCCCUACAGGUCCAAUAGGAUUUCCAGGUCUAACAGGGUCCAGAGGUCCGGAUGGGUUUCCUGGUGUGCCUGGUCCACCUGGUCUUCCAGGAUCCCCAGGUAGCCCCGGCCAAGGAUAUAAAGGAGACCCCGGAGAAAAGGGGGAUGUUGGUCCACAAGGAGACACUGGUAGCCCGGCCGUUCAGUUUAACGCUCCACCAAUAAGCAGUAUCAACAAAGGAGAGAAGGGAGCUGUGGGCCUGCCCGGUGACCCAGGCCGCCCACUGGUCAAUGGAGUACUGGAGUUUGUUGGCUUUCCCAAAGGAGACAAAGGAAUAAAGGGUGAUAAAGGUUAUGCCGGAGCACCGGGUAGCAUUGGGGAACCAGGAUCACCAAGCCCAUUUGGUUCUAGAGGAGACUUUGGUGAAAAGGGAAUUCCAGGAUUGCCAGGAUUAAGGGGUCUUCCGGGUUUGAAUGGACCUCCUGGACCUUCAGGCACUAAAGGCUUUCCUGGGAGUACUGGACUUUCGGGCCAACCAGGCUUUUAUGGCACAAAAGGUGAUAGAGGAGAACAAGGUCCACCUGGACCAUCCUUUGGACUAGCAGGUGGAACUCCAGGUCCACGGGGUGAUCCUGGGAUUGCUGGUUAUCCUGGGCGAAUUGGAGAUCAAGGUUUUCCAGGUCUUCCAGGUCCACCUGGUCCUCCUGGAUUUCCUUCGUUUGACACAGGACGCCCAGCAAGACCUGGGCCCCCUGGGAGUCGUGGAGUUAAAGGAGAGAAGGGAAACCCAGGCCGGGAUACAUAUGGCUCUGAAGGUUUUCCUGGAAGCCUGGGCUUUCCUGGACCCCCAGGUCCCUCUGGACCACCUGGUGAAGCACCUCCUGCAGGUGAGCUCUCAAUAGGGUCACCGGGACCCAGAGGUCUGCCAGGUGUAAGAGGUCCAUCUGGAGGCAGCGGAUUUAAAGGAUUUAAAGGAGAAAAUGGCGACUGUGAUUGUUUGGGUGGCAGCACUAUUGGUGAACGAGGACCUCUAGGGCCUCCGGGGGCCCCAGGUUUCUUAGGACUGAAUGGUGUGAAGGGCGAAAUUGGUGACCCGGGAUUCCAAGGACUCAGUGGGCUGCAGGGCCCGAAUGGGCGUGAGGGUGGUCAAGGCUUUUUCGGGCGUAAAGGACAGAAAGGUGAACCCUCUUUCCGUCAAGGUAAAGGACCAAAAGGUGAUAGGGGUCGGCUGGGUCUUGCUGGGGCACCUGGAGCAACUGGCGACCCCGGAAGGACUGGGUCUUCUGGUUUCCCUGGACUACCAGGCCAACCUGGGGAUCCUGGUUUUGGAGUGACCGGAGAUAAAGGUUUUCCUGGUAUCCCAGGAUUCAAAGGACGUCCUGGUGCAGUUGGAGAGCCUGGCUUUGGUUUUCCUGGUGCAGCUGGGUUCAAAGGGUCACAAGGUGACCCUGGAUUCAAUGGCCUUCCUGGGCCACCUGGAUCUCCAGGGCUUCAAGGUGACAGCUGUGGGCAGGCGGGGCUUAAUGAUGCCUCUUUGGAAGAGGGAGGAACAGAACUGCCCUGUAGGAUUCCUGGAAUUCCUGGAGAACCUGGAUUUCUUGGACGUCCUGGAGUGCCAGGGCCAAAGGGUCAGCUUGGUCCCCCGGCAGGUAGAGGACGGACAGGGCUAGAUGGGCCAAAGGGUGAGAGAGGAAACCCAGGCACUGGAGGUUUUCCUGGUCCUCAGGGUUUUCCUGGACCCAGAGGAGAUUCAGGUCUACCAGGAGUAACAAAUGCUGGCUUACAAGGAACUACAGGAAGAAACGGUUUUCCAGGUGUGCCCGGGGCAAAGGGACAACCUGGUGAGGUUCUUGGGGCGACCCCUGGAGGUCCAGGACUUUCAGGAAGGCCAGGAGAGCCAGGAGACAAGGGUCAACCUGGGACACCUGGAUCAUAUGGAAGGCCUGGUACUGAUGGCCGCGAUGGAUUUCCUGGGGCAAAGGGUGAACGGGGUUUGGAUGGAAGAGGUGGCUCUCAAGGCCCGCCAGGUCCACCAGGCGAAUAUGUUCCUGGGGGUAUUGCUGGACCUAGGGGCCCGGCUGGAUCUAAUGGGUUUCCUGGAAAUGCAGGAUUCUCUGGUCAAAAGGGUACGAGAGGAGAUCCAGGCCUUCCAGGGCCUGGUGGAAUAAAAGGUUUUCCUGGAUUACCUGGUGUGCCAGGGUCACCGGGAUUUAGGGGACCUCCUGGACCCUCUGGUUCUGGAGGCCGCCCAGGCCUGCCUGGAAGAUCUGGAAUAAAGGGGGUUAAAGGGUCUCUAGGGUUAUUGGGAUUCCCUGGAUUUCCUGGUUCUCCUGGAGUAUCAGGUAGCCCAGGUAUUAAAGGCUUGCCAGGUUUAAGAGCACAGGAUGGUUCAACUGGAAGAGGCGGAGCGAAAGGAAUCAAAGGGGAUCGUGGAUCUCCGGGUGUUCCAGGACCCCCUCCUCCAUUGAUUCCAAAAGAGCGGCUGCCAAAGGGUGAACCAGGUGACCCAGGAAGCAACGGACUGCCUGGUUUUCCAGGACCAAGAGGUGAUAAAGGUUUUCAGGGGCAACCUGGACGUCCAGGCUUUCCUGGACUACCUGGUCUGGCAGACCGAGUGAAAGGUUUUCCUGGCCAGCCUGGAUUCCCAGGCAUUCCUGGUUCGUCUGGUUUUCCAGGGCCAAAAGGAUCACCAGGUGUCAUUGGCUUUCCAGGCUCAACCGGUCUGAGGGGUGAUGAUGGUGCACCUGGACUUCAAGGGUUUUCAGGACCUCAAGGACAGCCUGGUGCCAAAGGUGAGAAAGGUGACACCUAUUCAUCACCUGGGGUCCCUGGAGCCAAAGGUAUUAUUGGAGAGCCUGGAUAUUCUGGUCGUCCUGGGCUUCCUGGUAAUGUGGGUGACCCUGGUUUCUCAGGACCCCCUGGAUUUCAAGGCCAGAAAGGUCCUCGUGGGGAGCAAGGAGCACCGGGAUUUGCCUCACAAGGUGUCCCGGGCAUUAGAGGUCUGCCCGGUUAUCCAGGAGCGAAUGGGCGUAAUGGAGGGCCAGGCCUUACUGGAGCUACAGGCUCACCCGGAGGGAAAGGUUUUCGAGGGUCACCUGGUUUAGAUGGCCUCAAUGGUCUUCCAGGAUCCAAGGGGCAGCCUGGAGUUCCAGGUGUGGUUGAAGGCGGUCGGCCUGGUGCUUAUGGUCCAGCUGGCCUGAAGGGAGAAAGAGGCUCAUCGGUGGCGGGAGCCCCUGGACGCCCUGGAGAAAGGGGAAUCAAAGGAGACAAUGGUUUUCCUGGGUUGAGAGGCUACCCUGGAAAUCCGGGCCCUCCUGGCCCACCUAGUCCCUCUAACAUCCCGGGUCCUUUCGGAGACCCUGGACUUCCAGGAUUAGACGGACGGGAAGGUCCCACUGGUCCUCCUGGUCUCCCUGGUCCACCAGGCCCUGGAACGGUUCAAGGAGAGAGAGGAGAUGCUGGUUAUCCUGGACCACCAGGUACACCAGGACCACGUGGAGACCCUGGUAUUUCUGGGUCCCCGGGAUUUGCCGGCCGUCCUGGUUUCAAAGGACAAAGAGGUGAUCCUGGCUAUAGUGGUAAAGAUGGACCACCAGGAGACAUAGGAGAACCAGGGAGUUAUGGCAGCAGAGGAUUGAAAGGGGAAAGGGGUUAUCCUGGUCCUAAGGGGAGACCAGGUUAUGUCUACCAAACGGGAAACUCAACUGCUAUUGCACAGCCUGGUGAUCCUGGCCUCCCGGGUCGUCGUGGGCCUAUUGGUCAGUCAGGAAUACCAGGCGUGCCAGGCAGUCCAGGACCCUCAGGUCCCAAAGGUGUGAGGGGGUCACAAGGCAGACUCGGUCCAGCCGGUCCUUCUGGAUCUUCAGGACUCUCCGGUGACCCCGGGGCUUCAGGAUUCCAAGGACCAACAGGACCUCAAGGACCCCGCGGCCAGCCAGGGUUGCCAGGUCCUCCUAGUACACCGUCACGCAGUGUCAGUGUUGGUUUUACUCUGGUAAAACACAGUCAGUCCAGCUUCGUCCCCAUGUGUCCUCAAGGCAUGGAUAAGUUGUGGGAGGGCUACAGUUUGCUCUACGUGGAGGGACAGGAGAAAGCACACAACCAAGAUCUGGGAUUACCUGGGUCCUGCCUACCUUAUUUCAGCACCAUCCCUUUCCUGUACUGCACACCCAACGAAAUUUGUCACUAUGCUAGCCGCAACGAUAAAUCCUAUUGGCUAUCCACCACGGCGCCUAUUCCUAUGAUGCCUGUAGCAGGUCAGCAGAUAUCCCAGUACAUCAGCCGCUGCUCAGUGUGCGAGGUUCCAUCUCGAGCAGUCGCUGUACAUAGCCAGGAUCUCACCAUACCUACCUGUCCUCAGGGCUGGAGAAGUCUGUGGAUUGGUUACUCCUUCCUUAUGCACACAGCCGCAGGUGGGGAAGGUGGAGGCCAGUCUUUAAUGUCACCCGGUUCUUGUCUGGAGGAUUUCCGUGCCACACCCUUCAUCGAGUGCAAUGGUGCUCAAGGCACAUGUCACUAUUUUCUCAACAAGUACAGUUUCUGGCUGACCACGGUGAAUCAGAAUGAACAGUUCUCCGAUGGUCCGACCGGGGAAACACUGAAAGGAGAUCAGUAUCGCUCACGAGUCAGUCGCUGUCAAGUCUGCAUGAAGAUCUUGUGAUGCACAGCAGAAAAAAGUGACUAUCAAAACAAGUCGAGGAGGCUUUUGAGGAUGAAGUGAUUUGUUGACCUUCUAUAUAUAUAUAUAUAUAUAUAUAUAUAUAUAUAUAUAUAUAUAAGACACCUAGCAGUGAUAAGGAGAGAUUAAGAAAACCCACACUAUAGUAGGAGAAUAAUGGGAGAGUUUUCUUCUUACAUGUUCAUUAACAGUGGUGCUACAGUCUGUUCAUGUUGCUUUUUUAUUUUUGGAUAUAUUUACGGCUACCUCGGAGAGUGCAUCCCAGUGGAUGGCACCGAAUGGUACACAAUAUAGAUUUCAAAAGAAUUCAUACAGCAAGAUCUUAUUUAGCUGGUUGCUACUGCGUUUCAGUUACAGUACAUAUUGGCUUUACACGCCUGUUUUGGUGCUUCCAUUACUGUUGGCCAAAAUGGACACACCAGCACUUUGUAAUCCAUAUGAAUGAGUGAAAUUGUUCCUUGCGAAUAUCAAUUGAAAUGACUGACUUAUCUAUCCCCAAAAAUAUGUAUCCUUUAUGAAUUGCACUGAAGUUUAUAUCUGGAAAAAUCACAUGCAACUGAUGUAAGUAAAUUUACAUAGUCCUUCUAGUAUUUAGUUAUAUUUAGCAAAGUGAUUUUCUUUCAUUAGUGAGAACAUCCAUCAAAUAUGAACAAUAAUAUAAUAUAAGUGAUACUCUUGUUAUUUUAUGGAUAUUGUUUAUCCUUCAUAAUUCACGACUUCAUAUUCCCAACAAAAAUGGGGUUGAACAGAAAUGUGAAGCAUAUCAAAAGUUCUUUAAGCAUAUCAAAAUGAUUGUUUUUAUAUUUGUAUUCGAACCGAAACCUUUUCUAAGAAAAUGUCUAGUUCACUGUGUGCAUUUGAGGUGGUAUAUAGAGUAAUACUAAGUGAAGUGGUUUCCUAAUAAUUGUGUAAUAUGUUACCACUAUGACCACUAAGCCAUUCAGUCUCUCAUUGGUAGUUUACUUGAACACAUUUCAUUUUAAUUCUGUUGCAAUUUCUCUUGUGUCUGUAAGUGAUUAGAUUAUAGUUCAUUCACAUCAUCCCUCAUUGAUGGAAAAAUACAUUUAAGCUAAGAGACUUUAUACACUUAUAAAUAUGGAAAGCUUUCCCUAUUUCUGUCUGUAAUUUUCAAAAAUAAAGUUUGUACAUUUGUGACGAU
Molecule: messenger RNA, 6540 nt
Organism: Triplophysa dalaica
Lineage: Eukaryota; Metazoa; Chordata; Actinopteri; Cypriniformes; Nemacheilidae
Gene: col4a6
Product: collagen, type IV, alpha 6
Exons: 47
Coding region: 219-5363 (1714 amino acids)
Cellular component (GO): basement membrane; collagen trimer
Molecular function (GO): extracellular matrix structural constituent
Source: RefSeq, a predicted model, not a curated record